Ectocarpus sp. CCAP 1310/34 is the source of this 849-nucleotide messenger RNA. Lineage: Eukaryota; Phaeophyceae; Ectocarpales; Ectocarpaceae. The record is from the annotation of a GenBank genome assembly.
AUGUGUGGGGAGGCGGAGGAUCCGGAUGACAACGAGAUGCAACCGGCGUGCAACCAAGAAGGCGCAGAAUUCCUCCCACGUGGGGGUAAUGGCACCGCCACCAUACAAGGGAGCGCCAAGGACCCGGAGGUGUGGUACAACAAGGUCGAGGACGGGGCGGCAUGGUUCAUGAGGAAAUGGCACAGGCAGGAGGCGGAAGCGUCCGCGAAGCGCCAGCGCGCGAGGGAAGCAGAAGCAGAGAGUACGGCCUCAGGACCGAAGAGAAAGAGAGCCGGGGAAGCGGCGGUGGGGGGGAAGAAACGGCGACCGGGCAUUGCUGUAGAAGCGAGUAGGGCGGCCGAGGCAGCACUUGUGGCGAACUAUGUACCCGGCUGAUGUUGUUGCUCCCGGUUUCCCUCCCUGCUGUAUGCUAUGCUGUAGAAGCGAGUAGGGCGGCCGAGGCAGCACUUGUGGCGAACUAUGUACCCGGCUGAUGUUGUUGCGCCCGGUUUCCCUCCCUGCUGUAUGCUAUACUCCUCUAUGUAUGUCCUUUGUAUUGCCUUCGGCCUCUGUGCUGUUUAUUUUUUUCAUGACCUCCCUGCCUACUCUGCUGUGUUGGGUACCGUGAUCUCGUUUUGCUGUUGCCUUUGUUUUUGUACGUCUGGCUGCCUGCCCAUCUGCCGCCUCUCUGUCCUGUUUGCUCCGUUACUCCCAUGCCCUGGUGCGUAGUGCCUGGUGCUGGUACGUUACCCCUUUGUUUUUUUUUUCGGGCGGGUGUGGGAAGCGUCCUCCUUUUUUUUUGUUUUUGUUUGAUUUUGAUCGGUUUCCGAGGGCUCUUUUCUCGAACGGUCGGUGCGAUACCUGUUUUUC